Molecule: messenger RNA, 2056 nt
Organism: Tetranychus urticae (two-spotted spider mite)
Lineage: Eukaryota; Metazoa; Arthropoda; Arachnida; Trombidiformes; Tetranychidae
Source: RefSeq, a predicted model, not a curated record
UUUCAUUUUCCUUUGGAUUGUAUUGUUUUUUUGUUAUUUGUAACUGCUUGUCACACCAUCUUUAAAUCACCACCUUUGAUCACCAAAGAAUCUCCGUUUAUCCCUUUAUUUUUGAUCAUCUUCAUACAAAUUGAGAACUAAUUGGGACCCUAAAGGAAGCAAAGUCAAUUAAAAGAAAUUUUUAGUUUUUUAAAACACAACCGACUCUCAAAUCAGUUCUCAACACAAUUCCAUCAGCACUUAACAAACCCGAUCUAUUGCCUUCCGUAAGCUUGUCGUGGAGCAAAUAAAGAAUCUUAAACGUGUCUUGUCUGUGUUGACUCACCUUAAAAAAUUUUCCAUGGAUUCAGCAUCAAUUGAUUCAAAUAGUAACACCAUCGAUGAAGCUUGUAACGUUAAAUCUGAAUCAACCAGUGGUUCAUUUGAAGAACGAGUUAAAGUAGAUAAGAAAAAGUUUGAACAGAUUAUAAACGGCGAGAACAAAGAACUUGGAACUGCAGAAGAGUUCUUCAAUGAAAUCAUGGCUGAAACCAUUAUCACAUGGCCAAUGAAAUUGAAGCCAGGAACUAAAUCUAAGAAGGAUCCACAUAUCCGUAUUACUGGUGCACAAGAAGAUAUAUUGUCUGCCAAGGAUAAAAUUGUUGAUCACUGGGAUAGUCGCAAAAAUCGUGUUACCCUUAAAAUGGAUGUUGCUUAUACCGAUCAUUCUCACAUUAUUGGUAAAGGUGGUCGAUCCAUUCAAAAAGUAAUGAAUGAAACUGGUCAUUUUCCUGACUCUAAUCGGACCAACACCAUUGACAAAAGUAAUUAGGUUAGCAUUGCUGGUACUGCACUGGGUGCAGUGCAAGCUGGAUGUCGAAUCCGGGAACUCUUACCGCUGAGCGUACAUUUUGAGCUUCCCAUCGCUGGUUACAAUAAAAUGGAAAUGUUUGGCCACACUUCACCAGCCAUUCAAACAAUUCAACAAACUUACGGUAUCUCUAUCAACAUUCGAAUCAUUGGAAAAAGCAAUGUUUUUGGAAAUUUUGGUUCUUCUUGUGCCAGUUAUGCAUCCAUUUCAGUUCGAGGUACCCGUGCUUAAUGGUUAGCCAUGAAACAAGGUAUUGCGGUUUCGAUUGAAUAUCUUUGUGGCCAUCCUAUGACCAACAACUCUCCAACAAUACUUUUCACCUUGGUGAUCGACAUCGCUUUUCAACAUCACUCUUUUGUUAUGGGUCGAGGAAAUGUCAACAUUCGGUCUAUCAUACAAUCUACGGGUGUUGUUAUUAAUUUCCCUGAUCCAGUAGCUGUUGAAAAUACAACGAUGACAACUCUUCAUGAUUCCUUAACAGAUAGAAAAUCAACUGUUAUGAUUAAAGGACCCUGCUUUGAUUCUGUUGUCCUUGCCUGGCAAGAACUUUUGGGCUACCUUCCACUAGUUCUUAUUAUUAUAUUUUUGACUUUAAAGAAGGCCAACAGACGGUUGCAGCUUUGAUAACCCAAUUGAUGAAGGAUUACGAAGUUACCAUACUAAUUAAACAGAAAGUUAAACAAAAAUCUGGUAGAUGCAUGACUGUUCGGGGAGCAGAACGUGAUUCACGUAUGCUUUUUGAAGUUAGAAGGCAAAUAUUGGAAUUAGAUGAGAGUGAAGUUCCUAAUAAUUGUUGUGAUAAACAUACCAUUAUGAUGAUGGUCAAACUUUUUUCUUCAUUUUUACCUCAUUGCACCCUUAAUCCAACAAGUGUGAUGACAAUGAAGGGUGGAUUUAGAUCGGCUCUUAAUCCCUCUGGUCGUUACCUAAUAACGGUGGACUUGGUGGACAAGUUAACGGGCUUCUUAACUGGCCAUCUAAUGAUUACUCAAGUGUUGACAAUUUUCCAAGUUUUGCCGCUGGCGCUGCUGCUACUGGCGCUUCAACUAAUGUUCCUUCACAGUUAGGACCUAAUGGAUUUUUUCAAGCCAUGCUAGCUACUCAAUUGACCAAUUUUGCUGCUGCAGCAGCAGCCAAUCAACAACAGCAACAGCAAAUCUCUGCUCAACCAAAUACUCCAUCUUUUAACAUUGAUAUGUUGAAAAA